This is a messenger RNA of Nezara viridula (southern green stink bug), 306 nucleotides long. The record is from the annotation of a GenBank genome assembly. Lineage: Eukaryota; Metazoa; Arthropoda; Insecta; Hemiptera; Pentatomidae.
AUGAUACACUGUUUGCUGGAAAUCAUUGGGUUUUCCAGCAGGAUUCCGCUCCAGCUCACAAGGUCAGGUCAAUUCAGCAGUGACUGCAAAAGAACAUUCCAGAGUUCAUCUCUGCCUGGGAUUGGCUCUAAGCUCUGCUCUGCUCUUAACCCACUAGAUUAUCGGCUUUGCUCCGAACUGGAGAAGAUGGAUGACACAGAGCAUCCCCUAACUUGCAAAGCCUCAAACAAUCUCUGGUCCGAGCAGUUGAACGCUUUCCUCAAGGAGUGCUGCGUGCUGCUAUUGAUGACUGGGCACGGAGAUUAA